AUGACGGAAGAGAACAAGUUUUGCAAAAAUUGUAAACGAGAUGUGUCUGCUGCCAAUUUCUCCCUCCAUGAGGCCCACUGCCUGCGGUUUCUCACUCUUUGUCCAGAAUGUGAUGAACCAAUUGCCCGAAAGGAUAUAAAAGACCAUCAUGCAGAAGCACAUAAGCAGGUCAGAUGUGAUCUUUGUCACCAUAGUAUGCAGCAGUACCAGCUGGAGUAUCACAAGACCCAGGAAUGCCAUGAACGAUCAAUGAAAUGCAGCAUCUGCGAGCUGGAAAUGCCCUUCAACAAGUUGCAGGAACACCUGAACAGCUGUGCCAGCCGAACAGAGUGGUGUUGGGAAUGCAACAAAUAUGUCAUGUACAAAGAUCAGAACAAACACAAAGAUAUUUGCCUGAAAAGCAAUCUGUCCAACCACAAGGAAGUUGUUGCUCUUGCCAGCCAGGAAACUUCAAAACCCAACACUGACCCUUCUCAACCUUCUUCCUCUCUGUCUCCCUCUUCCAAUUCUGAGAAUGCAAUGGCAUGGAAAGAUGUCUGUCUCAAAAGGAAAGAAAGAGACCAGCCAUUGACCUCCAAAACCUUGCUCAAACCUCCAAAGAAGAAAAAGAAAGUUGUUUUUCCUUCUUCCACAAGGAGUGGGCUUUCCACAUCACCUCAAGCUCUUAAAGACACUCUGUGUUAUGAUAUGAUGGUCACCUGUGCCCACUGCAACAUUCUCCUACCACUUUCAACCCUCCAAACACAUGAGGUCAAGUGUCUACAUUUGACAACUUUACAAAAUACUAGGAUGAAGCCAAAAUCAAGUGAUGGAAAAGAAGGUACUGCAGAAAUUGUGAAAUGUAGAGUAGAAUUUGUUGUCCAUGAUUAUUCCAUACUGGGCAAACUGGAAUAG
Nothoprocta perdicaria is the source of this 894-nucleotide messenger RNA. RefSeq names its product XIAP associated factor 1 (gene XAF1). The record is from RefSeq and is a predicted model, not a curated record. Bases 1 to 894 code for a protein of 297 amino acids. Gene Ontology annotation, biological process: apoptotic process. NCBI's taxonomy places the organism in Eukaryota, Metazoa, Chordata, Aves, Tinamiformes, Tinamidae. The transcript is spliced from 5 exons.